CUCACUUCCGCCCCGCGGCAAGAUGGCGGCGCCCGGACCCUGCCACGCAGACUUCCGCCGGGCGGAGAGACUCAGGGCCGGCUGCGGGCCGCGUCGGAGGUGAAGUCGGGACGCGCCUGGUGUGGAGCCACAGCUCGGGGGCGCUGGGGCAACAUGUCGCAAGGAAACGCCGCAGGCGAGCCGAGUGGUCCGGGAGGGCCCCGACCCCUCCUCUCUGGGGCCCGGGGGCUUAUCGGGCGGAGGCCGGCCCCUCCACUUACCCCAGGUCGUCUUCCCUCCAUCCGCUCCAGGGACCUCACCCUCGGAGGAGUUAAGAAGAAAACCUUCACCCCAAAUAUCAUCAGUCGGAAAAUCAAGGAAGAGCCCAAGGAAGAAGUAACCAUCAAGAAGGAGAAGCGUGACAGGGAUAGAGACCGGCAGCGAGAGGGGCAUGGACGGGGGCGGGGCCGCCCAGAAGUGAUCCAGUCCCACUCCAUCUUUGAGCAGGGCCCAGCUGAAAUGAUGAAGAAAAAGGGGAACUGGGAUAAGACAGUGGAUGUGUCAGACAUGGGGCCCUCUCAUAUCAUCAACAUCAAAAAAGAGAAGAGGGAGACAGACGAAGAAACGAAACAGAUCCUGCGCAUGCUGGAGAAGGAUGAUUUCAUCGAUGACCCUGGGCUGAGGAAUGACACUCGAAACAUGCCUGUUCAGCUGCCGCUGGCUCACUCAGGAUGGCUUUUCAAGGAAGAGAAUGAAGAACCAGAUGUUAAGCCUUGGCUGGGUGGCCCCAAGGAAGAGGACAUGGAGGUGGAUGUACCUGCUGUGAGAGUGAAAGAGGAGCCCCGGGAUGAGGAGGAGGAGGCCAAGAUGAAGGUUCCUCCCAAAACAGCCAGAAAGACCCCAAGCCUUCCAAAGGACGUAUCUGUGGCAGAGCUGCUCAGGGAGCUGAGCCUCACCCAGGAUGAAGAGUUGCUGUUUCUUCAGCUGCCAGACACACUCCCUGGUCAGCCACCUACCCAGGACAUCAAGCCUAUCAAGACCGAAGUGCAGAGCGAGGAUGGACAGAUGGUGGUUAUAAAGCAGGAGAAAGACCGGGAAGCCAGGCUGGCAGAGAAUGCUUGUACCCUGGCUGACCUGACAGAGGGUCAGGUUGGCAAGCUGCUCAUCCGCAAGUCAGGGAAGGUGCAGCUCCUCCUGGGCAAGGUGACUCUAGAUGUAACGAUGGGAACCACCUGCUCCUUUCUGCAGGAGCUGGUGUCCGUGGGCCUUGGAGACAGUAGGACGGGUGAGAUGACAGUCCUGGGACACAUAAAGCACAAACUUGUAUGUUCCCCCGAUUUUGAGUCCCUCUUGGAUCACAAACACCGGUAAAAUGAGCAGAUGGAGGAUGAUGGUGACUGUGCCCACGGCUGCUGCCUGCUCCAGACGUUUUGUUCUCAAAUCUGUGCGACCCAGAAGGGGCCUGUUUAGCCCACCCACUCCAGCCUUUGGCGGCCAUUGUCCCAGUUUUCCCCAUAGGGCCCACGUGGCUCCCUCCCACAGCAGCUGUGAAUGGCACAGUGGCCUUCCCACAGCAUGGAUCCUGCACAUCCUCGCUGCUGGGGGGCUUGUCCCUUUUAUUUAUUUUUGUAUUUAUGUCUUAUCUCUUCAAAUGACUGCACCCUCCCCUGGUAGAGAGGGGAGGGUCUGUGGGAAAGCCCAGUCUCCUUCUCUUGCUGACUGUCUUGUUCUCAGGGUAGGAAGCAUAAAGACUGCUGCUGCUUUUGCUCCCUCCUCCUUCCCAAGAAACAGUGUUGGAGAGAGAGCAGGGAAUUUUUGAGUCUGGGACUCAGUGUGCGGUCCCAGUUCCAUCAGUUACUAGCUGUGUGACCUUGGACAAACUACCUAACCUUUCUGAGCCUCAUACUCCUCAUAGGACAAAAAUGAGGAUAAUACCUACCUCACAGGGUUGGUGUGAGGAUUAAAUGGAAUGUUGUAGAUGAAAAUUCCUUGCACAAGGCCAGAUAUACACAGUAGGCACUCAAUAAAUGUUAGUUUCCCUUC
Molecule: messenger RNA, 2022 nt
Organism: Leopardus geoffroyi (Geoffroy's cat)
Lineage: Eukaryota; Metazoa; Chordata; Mammalia; Carnivora; Felidae
Gene: POLR3D
Product: RNA polymerase III subunit D
Exons: 9
Coding region: 154-1350 (398 amino acids)
Biological process (GO): transcription by RNA polymerase III
Cellular component (GO): RNA polymerase III complex
Molecular function (GO): DNA binding
Source: RefSeq, a predicted model, not a curated record